AGGCUCCCAUAUAACCAAGAGCUACUCCCCUCACCUCAAGCAAGCAAAUAUCUAUGAGCUUGCACCCCAAGCUUACACCAUCCCGCUCGAGGGCUUGACCUUGAUCCAGCAUGUCAUCUUCAGUCCAAGUGAGAUGCCUUUGUGGAGAGAAUUCAGACAUUGUACCGCUGAAGUCUGCCCCACCGAUCCAAAACUCUUGGUGCUCAUGCAGUUCCUGUCGGUAUACUACGGGUGUUUUGACGCUAUCUUGUCUCCCCCUCUCACGUCCUCCAUCUUUCUUAGACGCUCUUAGCAGGUACGACUCGUCUGAGCAUUUGACCAGAUACUUUUGUGGAGAUUGCGGUAGUCAUAUGUGCGUUCAUGUCAAGAAACAUGAUGCCUGGGGUAUCUGUUCCGGAGUCAUCGACCGCUUUGAGCAAGCUGAGCAAGUUUCGAGAAUUAGCUUGGAAAAUAUCGUCCAACACGAGUUUGUGGGCGACACCAUUGACGGCGGACUCGCCGUUUCUCUGGCUGAGUCGCAUUCUCAUGCACCCAUCCCACUCUACCUGCAGGGCCCCGAUGGUCCACGCAUCCACUCAAAUCACACUCUGCCGAAAGAUACCCAGGACCCUUCACAGAGCGAGGUUCGCCUAGACCAUCUCAUGGAGCAAGAAGGCCCUGAUGGCCAAAAGAAGGAACAAGGAGCCGAGCUGAGAGCCCAAUGCCACUGCGGUGGAGUAUCCUUCUCCAUCACUAGGCCCAACCCUACCUCAAGCCUCUGUUCCUCACCUUGGCCAGACCUCUUGGUUCCCUAUCAUUCCGCCAGCUCUGAAAACCCAGAAGAUGUCAAAUGGUGGCUGCGAAAUGACGGCUCCAAGUUUUUGGCCGGUACGUGUGCAUGUAGAUCUUGCAGACUUGCUGCAGGCUCUCCUGUGCAGACCUGGGCUUUCAUCCCAAAAGCAAAUAUCUUUCAGCUCAGUGGACAACCUCUGACCUACGACUUUGGCACCUUGAAACGGGUAGAGAGUUCCCCGAAUUGCUUCCGUGAGUUUUGCCACGUUUGUGGUGCCUCGGUGUUUUGGCAUUGCCGUCAGAGACCUGACGUCGUCGAUGUGAGUGUCGGCAUUCUCAGAGCACCUGAGGGAUCUCGGGCAGGGUACUGGCUCGACUGGUGUACAGACAGAGUGAGCUUUCGGGAACAUGCUCUGGACAUGCAGCUCAUUGACCAGCUCGAGAAAGGACUCAAGAGAAUCAAGCCUGGGCAGUUAUAGCAACAUCAAAUCCUUGUCCACGUUAAUGAAGAUCGGACUGAGGGAGUGACAAGACGAGUAAAAUUCACAAGAAAUGUUUCCUGGGAUCUAUACUGCAUAGCGGCACUCUUCUCCACCGCGCUUGUAAUCGACAAUUGUGAAACAGUGACAACGACAGAUAUGUAGUAAUAAUAAUUACCUGGUAGCUUUGACC
Exophiala mesophila is the source of this 1443-nucleotide messenger RNA. RefSeq lists its product as uncharacterized. The record is from RefSeq and is a predicted model, not a curated record. The coding region runs from base 111 to 1250 and encodes 379 amino acids. The transcript has a single exon. NCBI's taxonomy places the organism in Eukaryota, Fungi, Ascomycota, Eurotiomycetes, Chaetothyriales, Herpotrichiellaceae. Gene Ontology annotation, molecular function: carbon-sulfur lyase activity.